Penicillium subrubescens is the source of this 810-nucleotide messenger RNA. RefSeq lists its product as uncharacterized. The coding region runs from base 1 to 810 and encodes 269 amino acids. The record is from RefSeq and is a predicted model, not a curated record. Lineage: Eukaryota; Fungi; Ascomycota; Eurotiomycetes; Eurotiales; Aspergillaceae. The transcript has a single exon.
AUGGAAACCAUCCAUAACGAUGCAAAUAACAUUCCGGAGACGAUCCAAAAAGCAUGGAUCAGACUGCGUUAUCUCCAUCCUUCUCUUGCCACUGAAGUCGGCCAAAAGGAAUUCCGGUAUAUGGCUCUCAAAAGUGAAGAGGAUAUUGAAAAUUGGCUGGAGAAGACUUUCAUCGUUAAAGAGUGUGAUUCGCAUGCGGAAGUACAAGGCUGUCAAGACCUCAGUAUCGCACCUGCUGCCCAGUCGCCUGUACUCUACUACUUCCCUGGCAAGAAAAGAUUAAUUCUGCGCAUGGAUCACAUGCAUGGGGAUGGACAAGCGGUUGUGAACAUGGUACAAGAUCUCUUUACUGAGAUCCGGCGAUUGAACUUGGGUGGAGGAAUUGUGAAUGAACCUUGGGGUACGGAAGUACACAACCUUGCUUCUAGUGCAUUCGACGCUGCGGGAAUAACCGCCUUGGAAGAUUCCUGGUCCUCGAAUCUUGUCUCGUCUUUGCCCCAGCCACGAGCAGAAGGAGAGGCGUUCGAAAUACCUUCCUUUAAUAACACGCACCCACCUGGAGCAGGCAAGACACAAUCUCUCCAGUUUUCCGAAAACGAAACAUCUGAGCUUCUGGAUCAAGCCCAAAAACAGAAUUUGGGGAUCACUGCUUUUGUGCAUGCAGCACUUCUCCAUGCCGGAAAGAGAAUUAGCCCCAAUUCUGAAAGCAUGGUCCAUUCAACCGUUCUUAUUUUCAGUUUUCGAGAAAGAUGUACCGACUCGCCUCCCAAUGCCAAUGCAAGGGCUGCUGCUCUGCGGAUUGGCUUUUAG